AUGUUAGCCUAUGCAAAAUUCCUGAAGGAAAUCCUUUCAAGUAAAAGAAAACUCGAGGAAACGAAAGUGGUCAAACUCAAUGCCCACUGCAGUGCCAUUCUACAAAAUAAAAUUUCUCAAAAGUGUGGGAAUCCUGGUAGUUUCACUAUACCAUGCUCAUUAGAGAGCAAAUAUUUUGACAAGGUCUUGUGCGAUUCAGGUGCAUCCAUUAACUUGAUGCCAUUAUCGGUGUUCAAGAAAUUGGAGGGAGAACUAGGAGUGAUCAAAUCUGUGUCGGUAUCAUUGCAACUAGCUGGUCAGACCACGAUCAUACCGGAGGUCAUAAGUGAGGACAUUCCGGUGAGGGUGGACAAAUUUGUCUUCCCAGUAGACUUCAUCGUAGUAGACAUGGAAGUGAAUAAGGAGGUACCUCUAAUACUGGGGAGACCAUUCCUUUGCACUGGUCGGGUUCUUAAUAUAUAUGAGGGGCAACUCAUGCUACGAGUGGAAAAUAAAAAAGUGGUAUUUCAAAUGAAGAGAAUGAUGAAAUACCCGUAUAAUGAGGCAUUUGCCUAUGCUUGUCUCAAACUGGAUGUUGUGGGAGAGUUAGCUGAACAACACGAGCUGGAUAAGCUGGUAGGUGAUUCAUUAGAGAGAUGUAUUAGUCAAUCAAGCACAACAGAGGAUGAAGAUCCUGAGAUCAGGAAGAAAGUUAAGGCAUUGGAAGAUGAGAACCAGGUGGUAGAUGAGAAGAAUUCGAGAAAGAAAAGAUCAAGCCGAAGCUGGAAUUAA
Messenger RNA from Nicotiana tabacum (common tobacco), 771 nucleotides. RefSeq lists its product as uncharacterized. The record is from RefSeq and is a predicted model, not a curated record. NCBI's taxonomy places the organism in Eukaryota, Viridiplantae, Streptophyta, Magnoliopsida, Solanales, Solanaceae.